AUGACGACCUAUUUUGAUGAGACAAUAUCAGAUUCAAAUCAUUUGAAUUUUCUUCAUUAUCAAAAUUCAUCUUUAUUAUUAACAAAUGAUACGACAUCGGUUACUAUAAAUUAUUUAAAUUGGCCAGUAUUAAUCUUAUCAAUAUUAGCUGUAUUUGGUACACUUGGUAAUUUAUUAGUAUGUGCAUCUAUAUCACUUGAUAAACAAUUACAAACUGUAACAAAUUGGUUUCUAUUUUCAUUGGCUAUUGCAGAUUGUCUUGUUAGUCUUGUUGUUAUACCACUUUCAAUCAUUAAAGAUUUGCAAGGUUCCUGGAAAUUACCAAUAAUUCUAUGUAAUCUUUAUGUUUUUCUUGAUGUUCUUCUAUGUACAACAUCAAUAUGGCAUUUAACCAUUCUUUCAAUUAAUCGUUUUCUUCAUAUAUCUCGACCAUUUCGUAGUCGAGAACGAAGUAAAUGUAAAACAUUUUUAACUAUUGUAUUAAUUUGGACAUUUUCAAUUGCUAUAUCAUGUACUAUUCUUAUACUUGGUUUUACCGAUAAAAAUAAUAUAUUAAUUAUUUAUAAUGAAAAUAAACAAUUUUGUGCUUUGAAUAAUCGAAAAUUUAUAAUCUGUGGUUCAAUUGUAUGUUUUUGUGUACCAUGUAUAUUAAUGCUUGUUACAUAUUCAUUAACAAUUCGACGUCUUCAACAAGAAGCAGCAAAAUGUUAUUCAGAUCCUGAUGAACAUGUUGUUAUGAUGACACAAGCAUCGGAUCGUUUAAGGCGACAUCGAUCAUGUUCAAAAAUUCGAACUUCAUCACAACAAUAUCAUCAAAGUACAUCAUUAAAAGAUUUACAUCAAUCACCAUCAAUAUCAACAACAUCAACAAGUCGGUCUCAAACAAUGAUUGAUGUUGAUGAAAAACUUAAAUGGCCUAUAACAUCAACAUUACCAGCAUCUAAUCGACAACAACGUUCAUUUUUACAUAAUACAUUUGUACAAAAAGCUGUUCAUGUAUUUAAAAAUGGAAUAGAAACAACAAGUGAACGUCGGGCAAUGACUGUGCUUGGCAUAGUAUUUUUUGUUUUUCUUGUUGCAUGGCUUCCAUUUUCGAUAUUAAAUAUUCUCUCAGCUGUUUGUCCAUCAUGUAAUGUACAAACAUCACUAUUAAAUUUAACUAGUUGGCUCGGUUAUAUUGCAUCAAAUAUAAAUCCGCUUAUCUAUACAGCAUUUAAUGUUCGAUUUCGUCGUGCUUUUGUAUCAAUAUUAACUUGUCAACUAAAUUAUUUUUCACAUAAACGUAAAGGAAAUAAUUUAUAUAUAUUUAUUGCAUCAAAUAAUAAUCAAAAACAAAUGUGUAUAGAUCAGCAGCAACAACAACAACAUCAACAACAAUAUUAUUACUCAAUACGUCGUUUUGCAUCAAAACGGAAUAGUUUUGCUUAA
This is a messenger RNA of Adineta steineri, 1428 nucleotides long. Lineage: Eukaryota; Metazoa; Rotifera; Eurotatoria; Adinetida; Adinetidae. The record is from the annotation of a GenBank genome assembly.